CAAAAUGGCGCCCUAGUGCUGGGAUGCAAUGCGGUUAUUGCAUGACAACAUGUCACUCUUAAGGAUUUGUGCCUUGGUCAAAUGUCUUAAUCGGCGCAGUUUGCUGGAAAAAUUAACGUCUCGUGCCCCUAUUUCGGAAUGUUGCCAGCGGUGUCUCUCGAUGAGAAAUAGUGCAGCGAGACGACAAGCAGAUACACAUUUGCAUCUUCAGCGAAGAAACGUUUCAUUUUCGGUCCGGAAGACGGAAGAUGCAAAGAAACGUGUAGUGAAACAGUCUCAGCUGUUAGAUGUGCUAGAGGCCAGGAUCCAACAACUUCAACCUGAUGGCAUUGUCGAUGUCCAAAAAGCAAAAGUGGAAUUUCUUCCUACACUCCCCACCAAGAGACACAAACACACCUCUGCCACGAACACACCUCAAGAGAAGCCCGACAUUUCCAAAUCGCCGCAAACUGUUAUGACGUUAUCCUCCCAAUCUCAGCCAACUCGCUGGCUGGAGAAACUAUUUCGAGAAAAGAAAAGCAAGUUGAAAAGACGGAAGCGCCUUCGGGAGAAACUGCAGAAGAAGGCAGCGGAACAAACCGGCGAUGAAGACAUCCCCAAACUUCCCAGCACUAGUUACAAAACUAUAUCAAUCAAAAAGACCGCUGAGAAGAACAAGAAUUCCAAAGUUCAAGCUGCUGUAUCACAUAAAGCCCCCAAAAGCAAACCAAAGAACCAGAAGAAGAAACAACCCAGUUCAAAGGACCAAUUAACCGAUGAGGAACUGGUACAGUUGGAUGAAGUGCAGCUGAGGCUCAUCGAGCAAGGCAGUCCUUGGGCCUUCUCAAAUCAGCCGGAGCAUCUUCUACACACCAGCGAAGAAGCCGUGGGGAACACCCGCUCUUGCAUCUUCUCCUGGCUGGAGGCAUGCGUAUUUGCGGGGGAAAUUGAGCGAGCAAAUAAUUUCCUACUCAGCCAAUACAGAGUUCGGAGUCGACGAGCUGUUCUCGACGCAGACGUCUACAACAUCAUGAUGCGUGUCUGGGCCAAAAAGGGCACCUUGAAUCUGAUUGGCCGCUUGUUUAUUCUGAUGGAGGAAGCCGGUCUGCGGCCAAAUACCGGCUCAUAUUGUGCUGCUCUGGAGUGUAUGGGCCGCAGUGCGCAAUGCUCUCCCCGAGUUAUCUCAAGGUGCUUGACCCACAUGGAGAAGGAUGGCAUCUCUGUGGAUGAUCUCUUCAGCCAAUGUGUGUUCCGGCUCGAUGAAAGAGACAUGGUACUGAAGGCCAUACACACCGUCCAACCCGACUACCAGCCCACCGGUAACCUUACCACAAGCCAAAGCUCAGCGGUGUUGGUUAAGGACUUUUACCAAAAGAGGGAUACCCACCAGUACCCGAAGCUGGAUUUCACUCGAGACGAACUCCAGGAACGUCUCAAAUUCCAACUCAACAUAGAGCAAGCCUGCACAGUCACUAUUGACUCUGUCGAGGCAGUAAAGCCCAUCACAGAAAGCAUGGCCAAAAUGAGGGCGUUGUUUCUGGAGCAGCGGGUUCACUGGCGUAAGGCCCUCCUCCAGGCUUUCCGGGAGGGCAAGAUGAUCCUAGGGAAGACCAACACUAAGGACUUCAGACUCAACCUUUAUCCCUACCUCUGUCUGCUGGAGGACAACGACUAUGUGGAUAUCAUGAUACAGAGCUUUUCCACCAUGCCACCCAGCGGAGAGUCCUUGAUGACGUUGGCCAAAGAUUUGGGCACCCGCGUUUACACCAAGUACUCGGUCUACCAGAAAUACAGAAAUCAGAUGGUGGAAAAGCUAGGCACAAUUUACAGCGCUUACACCGACCUGCUAGCCAAAGACACUGAGGCGUGCAACAUCCUUCCCAGGGAGAAGUGGUGCAAGCUGGAAACGGAACACCCAUCAGGGCCCACGCUGCAGGGGUGGGAAUCCUCCUGGCCGCACAUAGUCAUUCUGGAGCUGGGAACGUACCUGCUGGACCUGAUGGUCAAGAACCUUAAGAUCAAUAGCGACAUCCUGAGCUCCACCUACGAGAGGAAGUCCAUCCCCAUCCUUUACCACAUGUACGCGUUUCGCAGCAACCGACAGGUGGGCUUCAUUAAGCCCCACCCCAUCCUAAUUCAGAUGCAGCAGGAGGCCAUGGAGACGAAACUGACCUUCGACUCGUUCGUGAUGCCAAUGCGCUGCCCUCCUCUACCCUGGACCUCGGCCAAGUUUGGCGCGUACCUGCUGACCCCUGCCAAGCUGAUGCGCACUAUGGAUGGGGCGAGUCAGCACGAGGAGUUGUUGGAAAGAUGCCAGAACCUCGACCCAGUCUUGGACUCCCUUAACCAGCUGGGAAACUGUGCCUGGAAGAUCAACAAACCUCUCCUGGACAUCAUCAUCUCCAUCUUUAACGAUCGGGGCAGCGAGAAGCUCGACAUCCCUCCUCCCAUGUCAGAGGCCCCCAAAGUUCCCCUCUUCAACCCGCUGGAUACAUCUCACACCGCCAGCGACAAGGCCCACAAGAAGCGAGAGGUGAUCAGCACCAGAAAGAAAUGCAACGAGAUGCACAGCUUGCGCAUGGACGCUCUCUAUAAACUCUCCAUCGCCAACCACAUCAGGGACGAGGUCUUCUGGUUUCCACAUAAUAUGGAUUUCCGGGGGCGCACGUAUCCCUGUCCUCCUUACUUCAAUCACCUGGGAAGCGACGUGACCCGCUCUAUCCUGUUGUUUGCUGAAGGGAAGCCGCUCGGGCCAAUGGGCCUGGACUGGCUCAAGAUCCACUUAGUCAAUCUGACGGGCUUGAAGAAGAAGAGCUCACUGCAAGGGAGGCUGGAGUACGCCAAUUCGAUCAUGGAGGACAUUCUGGAUUCUGCUGACCGCCCUUUAAACGGUAAGAAAUGGUGGAUGAAUGCAGAUGAGCCGUGGCAAGCGCUCGCCUGCUGCAUGGAAAUCGCCAGCGCCGUGAGAUCUCCGGACCCGACGCAGUUCGUCUCUCAUUUUCCUGUGCAUCAGGACGGCUCCUGCAACGGGCUCCAGCACUACGCCGCACUUGGCCGCGACGUUAUUGGCGCCACGUCGGUCAACCUCGUGCCCUGCGACGUGCCGCAGGACGUCUACAGUGGAGUGGCGCAGCAGGUCGAGGGGUUCCGAGCCCGCGACGCCGAGAGCGGCCUGAAGAUCGCCCAGGUCCUGGAGGGCUUCAUCAACAGGAAAGUGGUCAAGCAGACCGUGAUGACUGUUGUCUACGGGGUCACGCGCUACGGGGGAAGGCUCCAGAUCGAGAAGCGCCUGAAGGAGAUUGAUGAGUUCCCAAAGGAAUAUGUAUGGGAGGCAUCACACUACCUGGUGCGACUGGUGUUCAACGGCCUCAAGGAGAUGUUCACAGGGACCAGAGAGAUCCAGGACUGGUUGACGGAGAGCGCCAGGCUCAUAUCCAAGGCGGGACACACGGUGCAGUGGGUGACCCCCCUGGGUUUGCCCAUCAUCCAGCCCUACCACCGCACACGAAGCCAGUUGCUCAAUAGUAGAAUCCAACAAAUCAACCUCCGGAUAAACUAUGACAUCAAACAGAGGCCCGACAUAAUGAAGCAGAAGAACGCGUUCCCACCAAACUUCAUCCACUCGCUGGACUCGACACACAUGAUGUUGACGGCGCUUCACUGUCACAGCUUCGGUUUGACGUUUGUCUCGGUUCACGACUGUUUCUGGACGCACGCGCUCACAGUGGACACCAUGAACAAGGUCUGCCGAGAACAAUUUGUGGCACUGCACAGUCAACCCAUCCUCCAAGAACUGUCCGACUUCCUGCUGCACAAGUACUGCUCCCGCCUUACGCCUGACAGGAAAAACAAAAUGUACCUGGAGGACCGCAGGCUCAUGCUGCUUCUGGCAGAGGUACCGCAGACAGGGGACUUUGAUCUGAGCCAGGUGAAAGAAUCCACGUAUUUCUUCAGCUGAGCUUAAGUCUCAACACCAACAGUCUUGGCAUUGAUUUGGAACACGCACUGCCUGCUUUUUCAAGCCCUUCGGUCCUUAGACGUUUGGCAUCCUGGUAAUGAGGCCUCUCUAAGGCCUCUUGUGCGUAAGGGGGCGGGGAUGCCCAGAGAGACUUGAAUCAAGGAAAAGCAGCGGUUUCAUAACAAAACGCUUGCAUCAGAAGGUGAGAGCUGCACUCGUGCUUUUCAAGUGCCAGUGAUUGGCGAUGUGUAUGUGUAGUUGCUGGGCGGGCAGGUGGGCGCGGACCCCCGCCAAUUGUGACUUGUCGUUAUCAUCAUCAUCGACCCAUUUCAUCAGCAUCCAUCAAUCCAUCAACAGCACAUGAGAGCGUUUGAUGCCGUCCACUCUGCCAUUCUAAAAAUAAACUCAACCACAAAGAAAUCCACACGUAAUGUUUUUACCACACUGGAAAGAAAAGAAAGUUGCUUAUUUACAUAAUUUAAAAAAAAAAAAGUAUUUUUAAUAAAAUAAAUUUCCAAGAAUGGAUGAAGAAUAGAUAAAUACUUAGAUUUUGUUGAAAAUAAUCCUUUAAGGAUUUUUUGUUGUUGGAAAAAAAAAAAAAACUGAAAAAUGAUUACUUCUGA
Molecule: messenger RNA, 4560 nt
Organism: Syngnathus acus (greater pipefish)
Lineage: Eukaryota; Metazoa; Chordata; Actinopteri; Syngnathiformes; Syngnathidae
Gene: polrmt
Product: polymerase (RNA) mitochondrial (DNA directed)
Exons: 21
Coding region: 29-3937 (1302 amino acids)
Biological process (GO): mitochondrial transcription
Cellular component (GO): mitochondrial DNA-directed RNA polymerase complex
Molecular function (GO): DNA-directed RNA polymerase activity; protein binding; mitochondrial promoter sequence-specific DNA binding
Source: RefSeq, a predicted model, not a curated record